Plutella xylostella (diamondback moth) is the source of this 2734-nucleotide messenger RNA. It is a transcript of the gene RnrL, whose product is annotated as Ribonucleoside diphosphate reductase large subunit. Gene Ontology annotation, cellular component: ribonucleoside-diphosphate reductase complex. The record is from RefSeq and is a predicted model, not a curated record. NCBI's taxonomy places the organism in Eukaryota, Metazoa, Arthropoda, Insecta, Lepidoptera, Plutellidae. Gene Ontology annotation, molecular function: ribonucleoside-diphosphate reductase activity, thioredoxin disulfide as acceptor; ATP binding. Gene Ontology annotation, biological process: deoxyribonucleotide biosynthetic process.
UAUUUGUCAAUGUCAAUUUAUUAGCUGAGGCGGUUACCGGUUUACCUUACAUUUUAUUUCUUUUGUCCCAAUUAUUCUCAUAUCAUAGUAACUGGAAAUUGAUUGUAUUGUGCUCAGUGAAUAGUCAGAGUUCCGUUAAAGUAGGGGCGUUUAAAACUUGGCAGUAAAAUCGGCAAUUCGCAGACAUCAUGGUUGGGAAGAAUAACAAGUUGUACGUGUUGAAGAGAGGGGGGAGGAUGGAGGAAGUCCAUAUUGACAAGAUUACUUCUAGAAUCAAGAAGCUAUGCUAUGGCUUGAACAUGGACUUUGUUGAUCCUGUAUCUAUAACUCUGAAAGUGAUCAGCGGUAUCUACUCCGGGGUGACAACUGUGGAGCUGGAUAACCUAGCGGCGGAGACGGCGGCCACUAUGACCACUGACCAUCCUGAUUAUGCUGUCCUCGCUGCUCGACUAGCCAUCUCCAACUUGCACAAAGAGACCAAAAAGCAUUUCUCAGAUGUCAUCCAUGAUUUGUACAACAUAACCAACAUUCAUACAAAGGAAAGAUCACCCAUGAUUUCUGAUUUCCACUAUGAUAUUGUGAUGAAAAACAAAGAAAGGCUGGAUUCUGCCAUUGUUUACGACAGAGAUUUCAAGUACAACUACUUUGGGUUUAAAACCUUGGAGCGAUCUUAUUUACUGAAGAUUAACAAUAAGGUAGCGGAGCGGCCGCAGCACAUGCUGAUGCGGGUGUCGAUCGGCAUCCACGGCGCCGACAUCGACGCCGCCAUCACCACCUACAACCUGCUCUCCGAGAAGUACUUCACCCACGCCAGCCCCACCCUGUUCUCGGCCGCCACCCCCCGCCCUCAGCUCUCCUCAUGUUUCCUCAUCGCCAUGAAGGACGAUAGCAUCGAAGGUAUCUACGACACUCUGAAGCAGUGUGCAUUAAUAUCCAAAUCCGCGGGCGGCAUAGGAGUUCAUGUUCAUUGCAUCAGAGCGAAAGGCACCUACAUCGCGGGCACGAACGGCGUCUCCAACGGGCUGGUGCCCAUGCUGCGCGUGUACAACAACACGGCGCGCUACGUGGACCAGGGCGGCAACAAGCGGCCCGGCGCCUUCGCCGUCUACCUCGAGCCGUGGCACGCUGACAUAUUCGAGUUCCUAGACUUGAAGAAAAACACUGGCAAAGAGGAAGUGCGCGCGCGAGAGCUGUUCUAUGCUCUGUGGAUCUCAGAUCUAUUCAUGAAGAGGGUUGAGAACAACGAGGAGUGGAGCCUUAUGUGCCCUCACGACAGCCCUGGCUUGGCUGAUUGUUGGGGAGAUGAAUUUGAUGCAUUAUAUCAAAAAUAUGAACAAGAAGGUAGGUUUGUUAAAAAAGUCCGAGCUCAAAUCCUAUGGAAGGCUAUUAUUGAAGCACAAGUAGAGACUGGAACUCCAUACAUGCUUUACAAAGAUGCAUGCAACAGAAAGAGCAAUCAAAAGAAUUUGGGAACCAUCAAAUGCAGCAAUCUAUGCACGGAGAUUGUUGAGUACACAUCUGCUGAUGAAGUAGCUGUUUGCAACUUGGCGUCAAUUGCUGUCAACAUGUUUGUGACCGAAAAUAAAACAUAUGAUUUUGAGAAACUAAAACAAGUGACAAAAAUCAUAACUGAGAACCUGAACAAGAUUAUCGAUGUUAAUUACUAUCCUGUCCCUGAAGCGAAAAAGUCCAACAUGAGGCACCGACCUAUCGGCAUCGGCGUCCAAGGUCUGGCCGAUGCUUUUGUAUUGAUGCGCCUUCCUUACGAGAGCGAGGGAGCCCAGAAGCUCAAUCAACAAAUCUUUGAAACCAUCUAUUAUGGGGCUUUAGAAGCUAGCUGUGAACUGGCCGAAAAACUCGGCGUUUAUGAAACUUAUGCUGGUUGUCCGGCCAGUGAAGGAAUAUUGCAGUAUGAAAUGUGGGGAAAGACACCCACAGACCUGUGGGACUGGAGUGCUCUGAAGCAGAAGAUCGCGAAACAUGGCCUGCGGAACUCUCUGUUACUGGCCCCCAUGCCCACCGCCUCCACUGCACAGAUUCUUGGCAACAAUGAAUCAUUUGAACCAUUCACUUCAAACAUUUACCAAAGAAGAGUUCUUUCUGGAGAAUUCCAGGUGGUCAACCAUCACCUGCUUCGCGAUCUCACCGAGGCUGAUUUAUGGGAUGAUGAUAUGAAAAAUCUCAUUAUACACAACAAUGGAUCCAUUCAAUCUAUUGAAAGUAUUCCCAAAGAAAUAAGAGAUCUUUACAAGACUGUGUGGGAGAUAUCUGUGAAGACCACAAUCCAAAUGGCCGCGGAUCGUGGUGCUUUCAUUGACCAGAGUCAAUCAUUUAACAUCCAUGUAGCAGAACCAAACUAUGGAAAAUUGACAUCAAUUCAUUUCUAUGCGUGGAAAAUGGGCUUGAAGACUGGCAUGUAUUAUUUACGUACUAAGCCUGCUGUAAAUGCAAUACAAUUCACUGUUGAUAAGGCGAAGGCGAAGUCAAGCAUAGCAAAUGGAAAAUCUGAUAAAUACGAUGCUAACAUGGCUGCUAUCACAUGUUCUCUGCAAAACAAAGACGAGUGUCUUAGUUGUGGAUCAUGAUUUUUUUACUCCUAAUAUAUUUUUGUUACACCAACUAGGUUAAGUUAGGUAAUACCUGUAAUUUUAUAAGUAUAUUAAGUAACAAGUGCCCUGAUGAUAAUAAUUAUGUGAAAUUUAAGCUUUAAAAAUAAAUAUUUCGAUAAAAUAUA